Molecule: messenger RNA, 1356 nt
Organism: Mucor velutinosus
Lineage: Eukaryota; Fungi; Mucoromycota; Mucoromycetes; Mucorales; Mucoraceae
Exons: 1
Coding region: 1-1356 (451 amino acids)
Source: RefSeq, a predicted model, not a curated record
AUGUCCUCAUGUUCCAAACUAUUGCACGAGCUUUUGCAGUGUAUUGUCCGACAUGUGAAUAGUAACUCAGAGGCGCCAAAUACAAAGGAUUUGAAGGCUUUUCAGCUCGUAUGCAAGAGCUGGAGCAAACCAGCGCAAGAGGUACUUUAUCAGCAUGUCAAGUUGGCCGCACACGCAAGGUCCUUUGCCACGACAAUCACAAAAGCACCUCAUGUUGGAUUAUUUGUCCAAAAGGUAGUUUUCUUGGAAAAUUUUGACACGAACAAAAGACAUCUCGAUGAGAUUUUGCAAGCCAUUGUUCAAUACUGUGUCAACGUCAAGCAAAUACAUUCAUGCUUUUUGCAUCAAACCAGCGAUAUGGUAGAAUUUCUUUUAUCAGAAGGCAACAGCAUCAAAGGUCUCGAAAAGCUGAAAACUGAAAAUCAUUGGAGAAGAGUGGAUCCAGUAGACUACGAGGCGGUUGCCUUGAGAUACAGAAAUACGAUGAAGCAACUCCAUCUGACACAUGAGUGUUUAGACAAAGAGACAACAAGGUUCAUUGAAUACCGGGAGCUUGAGUACAAACUCUAUCUCUUUCUAGCGUUACAGCAACUAGACAUUGCCAAGUAUCUAUUUGAGGAUGUAAACAAGAUGGAUCACAUGCUUAAUAGUUGUUCCCCAUCCUUGUCUGAGCUGUUUGUGGAGGAGUGGUGGUCAACAACGGGCAUUGUCGUGCCACCCCAGGACACGAUUACGCCGAAUACAACCAUCACCAAGCUUAGAAUCAAAUCAGCACGUACAACCCCAGAGACAAUGCAUCAUUUUGCCAUCAAGUUUAAAGCACUGAAGGAGUUGGAUGCAAGAUUCAAUACUGGCAGUGAAUCCAUUGAAGCCAUAGCGGCAUGGUGGCGACACUUGACCAGCAUCAGUCUGGCCCUGACAAGAUACACCUAUGGAAUACAGUUGUCAUACUUUCGACAAGAGCCAGGGGUGGAUCAGUUGAUACGAUGCUUGGAUAUUGUUCAAAAGACAGCGCCUACGACAUGCUCAAGGCAUUUCAAAUUAAAGUAUUGUUACGAAGCGUGCUACGAAUCUGAUAUGAAUAGCAUUUUGAUGUCGUGGACACCCAGCUCGUAUGAUGUGGCAACUGAUCAACGAUAUUCCACUGAUUUUCGCCUGUCUGACUUGGUGAGAUCAUUGCAACAGCUAUACUCGCCAGACUCAAUUCAAUUGCUAUUCAAAAAUUUGGAUAAUGUGUACGAGGCUCUUGCUUACACUGGAGAUGCGGAUAGCAAUCCCAGUGAUGAUGACUGCGCCUAUUUAAGUGGAUUGUCAUACGACUUUGUGCCAGCCCAGAAAAUCAAAAAAAGGUCUUGA